AAUGUAAGAACUUGUGUCUUUGCGAAAGCUAAGAAGCAAGCAAAAGAAGUUACGCGAUCUUCAACGGUUAACUAAAUUUGUUUUCUCAAGUGUGGUCUAAAUUCUACAAAUUCUCAAAAUCAUUUUGGCUUAUUAGAAACCCAUUUAAAUAUUAUUGAACGAAUAUUGUUUUUGCCGUCGGUGUAAUCACAGAAUCUUAUAACAAGAACAAUUUGCUCGCCUUACGCACACAUUAAACCGAAAAGCGCGAUGACAUGCCGACGGUAACAAAAUUUGAAGAAGAAGACAAUGAGUGAGACUUUUAAGAACACAAGAAAAUCGCUUAAAAAGACUUGAUAAAAGCAGCUUCCAGUGAGCAGAACGUCGGUGGACACAAUGGAAAAAGGAAAAGUGAAAUAAAUAAUAAAAAUGUCGAGAAGAUGCUUAGCAACAUUUCACUUGGCAACCGAAGGAGAGUGUAAGGCGCAAAAGAAAGUUCAUUGGAAGUGUUUGGAUGCUCAUUAUAUGUACAUAUGUAUAUACUCGUAGUUGGGUGCCUCUUUGGUGCGAGUAGGUGAAAAUACUUAUAUACUUAUAAGUAUAUGUAUAUAUGAAAUAUAUGAAAAUAGAGUGUAAUAUUCAGUUCGAUAUAUAAGUGCAUGAAAUAGUUCGUCGGCGUGAACGUGCGUGUCUCAUAAACCCCAAAUAAAUUGUGUCUCGUGUGAAAAUCCGUAAAAAUGCACAUCUCAAGUGAAGUGAGUUCAACCACGAAUCAUCAGCAGCCACCGCCCGCUAGCGGUGCGCCGUCGAAACGCCAAGCCACUAAUGCCAAUAACAAUAACAACAACAAUAAUAGUGUUAAUAACAAUAAUACGAGCGGUGGUAAUAAGAAAAUCGUCGAUACGAGCCCAUAUCUAACACCGGAGAAUCUCUUCGAGCGUACUGUUGAUGUGUUGCUGGCCGAACAUCCGGGAGAAUUGGUGAAGACCGGCUCACCGCAUGUGGUCUGCACAACGCUGCCCACACAUUGGCGCUCGAACAAAACGCUACCAAUUGCCUUCAAAGUGCUCGCCUUGGGCGAGGUAAUGGACGGAACGAUUGUAACAAUACGCGCGGGGAACGAUGAGAACUUCUCGGCGGAGUUGCGGAAUUGUACGGCUGUUAUGAAAAAUCAAGUGGCCAAAUUCAAUGAUUUGCGCUUCGUUGGACGCAGUGGACGUGGCAAAAGCUUCACUCUGAGCAUUGUGAUAUCGACCAAUCCCAUACAGAUCGCCACCUACAACAAGGCGAUCAAGGUGACGGUGGAUGGCCCGCGCGAGCCACGCUCCAAGGUGCGUCAUCCGGGUUUUCAUCCGUUUGCCUUCGGACCGCAGCGUUUCGGACCCGGUGAUCCGUUGAUGGGUGGACUGCCGUUUAAGUUUCCAGGUUUCGCACAUCAUCUCGUCGGCAUGCAUAGUCACUUGCAUGCGCCCGAUUGGCGGGCAUUGAGUAACCCAGCGGCUUUGGCGCGACCGGCCUUUGCGCACGGCGCAGCAUUCUUUCAUCAUCAGCAUCCCGCUUUCCAGGCGCACAACAUCGCUGGCAAUUUGGAACGGCAUGGACUGCGGGCGCUAAACGAAACCCAUCCUCAACUAACACAACUGCGUCAAUUAUCAGCGGCUCAUAGCACCACCAGUCCCGAGGGUUCGCCGACAACCACAACGAUUAAUUUGGGCACACAACCAACAUUAACCAUAUCGCCGCCUUUAACCACGACCAACAGUGAUAACGAUAACAAUAACAAUAUAGAUGCGGGUUUCGAAAGUGAUAGCAUUUCGGUGACGGGCUCGUCCAAAAAGACGUCCUCUUUGCACGAAGACGACGAUGGACGUAGCACUUCACCACCUUCGAAUAGCGGUUCUGCCAGUGGUGGUGGUGCCUUCACGUCGCUCAUACAACGAAACGAAACGCUGCGUAAAAAUGAACUGCUCAAUGGCUUCGCAUCACAAUUCUCACCGGCGGCGAAUAGCUUCAAUCCCGCUUUGGCGGCACAACUUUUCUUGCAGAACCCGCUUUUGCCGCAACCGAGUCAAUGGCUGUAUACGCAACUGUAUGGUAAUUACAGUGAGUUUCCCUGGUUCCGUGGUGCCGGUAAUGUUAUUGGUGAUGGCCUAACGCCAUCCAUACCCGGCGCGGUACCAGCCGAAGUGUCGAAUGUAACAAGUCUAACAGCCACGGACGGAGGUAGCGAUGGCGUUAACUUGGUAAAGCGUAGCUUAACGCUAAUCUCGCAUUCGCCUGGUGUGGAGAAUGCGAAUCCGAAUGAUUCACCGCCUGUAACUUCAACGCGACACUCACCAGCGCUAGUCGAGACAAUCGAUCUGGACGAUGUGAGCACCACAUCCCGCACCGAGCUGUGGCGCAGUGAGUUCGGACCUAUACGUUGCCGUACACCUAGAGCGACGGACGUCUGGCGUCCAUACUAGCGGCUGCGUAACGCCAUGGUGACGGCGUUAGGCUUGAAAGUGCUCGUAGAGCAGAAGGUUGAGACUCACGAAGAACUGCUGCUCGACACGAAGCAGUGAUAUUGAGUGUUUCGGGUGGAGCAGUGGAACGGUUGUUAGAAAAGUGAAAGUGAAGGAAGAGCAGUUAGUUUUCAUAUCGUACUUUAGCGCAUGCCAGAUGGCGGAGCGUGGACGAGUUGGCGUGAUUUUAAGCUGCUUUCAUGUAAAAUAAUUAUGUAAUUAAAAAGUUCUAGAUUUGUACUCGCAUAGAGUAUGUAAAUGGGGGAGAAAUGUAAUGUUUUAUAAAACGAAGAAAAUCACAUAUCGAAUUUAUUAAAGCAAGUAAUGUAAAAUCAAUAUAAACAAAUUAUAUUACCGUUAUUAUUAAGAACGUAAUCCAAAUUCCACUCUAACUGUUAAGUUAACUUUUAAGUUGAAGCAUAUUUGAGUCACGUGUGCAUGUAUACAUAUGUAAAGUAUAUUAUGUUUUGUAAUUGUAGUUUAGAAUGUGCACACAUACGCAUUUCAAGUACAUAAUGUGGUAAAUGUACAGUUAUACGAAGUAGAAAUGUAAAAAUUUUAAAUUAUAACGAUUUCAUAAGUAUCUCAUAGUGCCGUUGGCUGCUGGAGAAACCCAGUUCGCUAUGAGCAAUAGCUUAAGAUAUUCUGUUGAUAUUUAUAGAAAUACAAAACUCAAAAGAUCCAAUAAAUAUAUUUAGAUUUCAAGCAAGCCCCAUUCUAAA
Bactrocera latifrons is the source of this 3205-nucleotide messenger RNA. RefSeq lists its product as uncharacterized. Lineage: Eukaryota; Metazoa; Arthropoda; Insecta; Diptera; Tephritidae. The coding region runs from base 717 to 2444 and encodes 575 amino acids. The record is from RefSeq and is a predicted model, not a curated record. Gene Ontology annotation, cellular component: nucleus. Gene Ontology annotation, molecular function: DNA-binding transcription factor activity, RNA polymerase II-specific; ATP binding; RNA polymerase II cis-regulatory region sequence-specific DNA binding. The transcript has 6 exons. Gene Ontology annotation, biological process: regulation of DNA-templated transcription.